AUGACAACAAAUUCAUCAGCUGAUGAAGUAUCACCAACACUUGCUCUUGAUGUUGCGAUGAAAGAAAUCGAUCAAAAUGGACAUGAUGAUGAACGCAUGGUACUAGUAUUCAACGCAUUUGAUCAAAUUAUUCCACAACUAGGAGUUUUUACUCCUCUUGCAACGAGACUUCGAAAUGAAUUUUUCGAUUUUACAUAUAGUAGUCAAUAUACCGUAGAACAGAUUCAGAAAGCAUCGAAAAAACGUAAACGCAUUGCGUGUGUUGAGCGUUUAUCUUACAAAGUUCUCUGUCAACGACUUCUCGAUGAAAAUCAAGAUCUUAUUAAUAUGUACGAAAGUCGAAUGUCCGAUAUGGAAGCAAGUUUGGCUGGGAAAAAUCGUGAUUUAAAUCAAACAUUCGAAAAAAUUCAACAGAUGGAUAUCGCUAAACAGAAACUAAUGAAUGAAUUGUCGGCUUUGAAAGCAACAUUGGAGGAAAGAGAUAAAGAUAUUGAGAAUUUAAAAGAAGAUUGUGAUCGAAUACGAUACAAUUGUGACCAAGAAGUUUUUAACACACGUUUGAAAGUAAAAGACAUUAUUGAUAACCAAGAAGCAACAGAAGCAUUAAUAGCGGAUCUAUCACGAUAUAAACAAGGUUAUGAUGAAAUGCAAGAAGCAUUCGUGAAUAGUCCAAGUGAACGACCGUCGACUAAAAAAGAUUCUGAAAAUCAAGAAGAACCGUAUAUUCAAGUUAAGAAACAAUUAAUGCUAGAUAUUCAAGUUGCUACUCGACUAGAAGAACAAAUGGUAACACUAUUGAAUAUGACGACGGAAGAGUAUGAUCAAAGAGUCGAUGAUGAACAUAAGAAAUUGCUGAAAGACGAAAACGAUCCAUCUGAAUCUCAGUUUAUCAAAGAUAAUAUUGACACAGAACAAAUUCGAUAUAUAGGAUCAAUUAAAGAAAUUCGAGAGGAACUCACCAUGAUGCAACGUCAUAGACGUACCUUAGAAGAAAAAUUAGAAAUGGUCAUUGUUAAGGGCAAUGAAAAAGUUCGAAACCGAAAAGCAAAUGUGGCGUUUGCAGCAAAUGAAGCAGCACAAAAAGCAGGAAAACCAAUAAAUCUGUUACAAGGCCUCGAACGUGCAUUUGAAUCUGCUGAACGUAAGACAGAUCAUAUCGAAUAUGGUCCACAAGAACGUGUGCUUUCACGCUUUGCUUGUAUCAUUGCCUCAUCAACGAAUGGAUUGUUAUGGACAGAUUUUAAUUCGACUACCUAUUGUGAAAGUUGUGCUGAUAAUACUUAUUUAUGUCCGCAUAAAUUUCCCGAAAGUCAAACGAUCGUUCGAGUACCGGAUGGUACAAAAUAUGUUCGAAUAUCUCGACCACCACUUAAGUACAACGAAGCACUUAUUCGAAAAGUGAUGAAUGAUAAUAAAAAACUAAUCACGCAAAUGCUUCCACCAAACUACCAACAGAAUGAUGCUAGUAUUUUACGAACAAACUAUCCCGGACAUUUGAAUUCUGAUGAAAUAUCUCGUAAACCUGAAGUUGUCUCUGAGAGUAAAUCUAACAUGGAACUUCUCAUUCAAACAUUCGAUCGGGUAUGGGAAGAUUAUAAAAAACGCACCAAUCUCGUACGGCCUAUUCCAAGACCUUAUUCUACAGAUCGGUUAUUUAACAUGAUUAUUGAAAUUCUUGCUUAUGAGUGUUACUGCGAUACUCAUUUGAUAAAUGUUACAGGAAGCAUUGUGGAUGAUAUCUAUGAAAUUUUUACGAAACGAUACACGGAGAUCGACCAAGUACCAUAUGCUUCUGUACAUGAUUUUCUUACUUCAUUAUACGCAUGUCGAAACAGUUUCAAAGCCUUGGAACUAUUUAUGCAUGUUCUUAUUGGAAAUAUCGACGUGACUUGUAUGUAUUACGUUGCUCUUCUCGGUGAAAUUCUUGAAAAACUCGAUUGGAACGAAACGGAUGAUGCACGAAUCUUCUUUUCGAAUAUUUAUCCGUUUCUCGACGACGAUGGCUUGGACACAGUUGUCAUUGAUUACGUCUCCUUCACUGAGAAUACCAUUAGUCGCUUCCUUAUCAUGGAAUACAUCAUUUCGAUGUUACUCAAAGGAAGUGAACCAUUAUUUCAGGAAAUGCAGUACAAACUUUCAGUACAAGUCUCCGAAAACUUUAAUAUGAUGACUAUAGUGGAGUUUCAAACAGCAAUUGAAAAUAUUGCUUAUACGAGUGAUGAACGACUUGUGUCAAGAGUUUUCAAUCGAGCUGAACGUCAUUCGCAGUGGAAUAAUAUCAAAGGUUCUGUGCUGAUGACGAAACUAGCACAUAUUGCAUCGUAUUUGUAUUUUAUACAAUUUCUCGAAGAGCAGAAAGAACCGUUCGAUGAAAAAGUUCAAAAAGAAAUCAAUCUACACAAGAAAAGCGAAGAAGAAUACAAAAGUCGAACAAGAAAACAAGUUGUUGAUGAACAAAGAACAUUACUGAAAUAUGCUCAAAUAAAAUCACUGGGAAAUAUUCUCUACGAAAUGGACAAUGUUUCGUUAUCUGAUGACAGCAAAGAUUUCACUGCGUCGAAGAGCUUUAUCAAUGAAAACACUUCAUCAACAUAA
Messenger RNA from Adineta ricciae, 2595 nucleotides. The record is from the annotation of a GenBank genome assembly. NCBI's taxonomy places the organism in Eukaryota, Metazoa, Rotifera, Eurotatoria, Adinetida, Adinetidae.